GUUUUGAAGGGGAAAUGGGUUCAGAUUUCUUUGAUGGGGACGGAAGGGGGAAGUAAAUAAUUGAAAUGUCUCUGAUAUCUGGCAAAUAUACAUUAAGGGAAUAUCAACCAGCGUCCUUGCCGUAUCCUUGCUCCUGAAAAAAAUCGACCGGAUAACCUCCUGGAUUCGUAAGACUGAAGUUUGAAUCCUGUCCACUCCUGUCUUUGUUAACGUACAGUAGUCGUACAGGGGACGUCCGUAAUAAAGUAUAGAAUAAAUGACAGUCCCAUUGACACGAAUAGCUUAAAAUUGUAAUGACUUUAUGUUUACUAGUCUGUACUGUUGUGAUAAAUUGUUGGCUAACAGGCGAUGGAAAGCGGAGGGUCACAAUCUGGUUUGUGCGAACAAAGGAUAUGUUAACUUGAUCGAAACAGAUCAAUGUGUGUAUUAUCAAUAGCGCGUUUUCCAAAAGCGGAAAUUCUGGACUUGAUAUCUAGAAGUGGCCAUUAAUGUGGCUAGUGUUAGAAAAUCACACGGAAGAAGAUGGCAGCAACUAAAGGCAAAGCUGGACUAAAUAAUGAAAGCAGUUCUGGUCGGGAUAGUGGCAGGACAGACGCAGGCAGUCCCACGUUAUCCGCAGCGGCCGCAUCCCUGACCACCAGCAGGACCUACACACUAGAUGACCUGGACACCAUUGCCACUGUUGGUACAGGAACCUUUGGAAGGGUUUUUCUGGUGAAGGAUAAAAAGACAAGAGGUUUCUUUGCUCUGAAAGCAAUGAAAAUCCCAGAUGUGAUUCGUCUGAAGCAGGAGCAGCACGUACAUAAUGAGAAAGAGGUUCUGACGGAGGUGAACCAUCCUUUCCUUGUCAGACUGUUCUGGACGCACCAUGAUGAUCGUUUCCUGUACAUGCUGAUGGAAUAUGUGAACGGCGGUGAACUCUUCAGCUAUUUACGCAGCCGAGGACGUUUCAGCAACAGCACAGGAAUGUUUUAUUCAGCUGAAAUCGUCUGUGCCAUUGAAUACCUCCACUCCAAAGAAAUAGUCUACAGAGACCUGAAACCAGAGAAUAUACUGCUGGACAGUGAAGGGCACAUUCGUUUGACAGAUUUCGGGUUUGCUAAAAAGCUCUCAGAAAGGACAUGGACUCUGUGUGGUACUCCUGAGUAUUUGGCUCCAGAAGUGAUCCAGAGUAAAGGUCAUGGGCGAGCUGUGGACUGGUGGGCUCUGGGUGUUCUCAUCUUUGAAAUGCUUGCAGGGUAUCCACCAUUUUUUGACGAUAAUCCCUUUGGCAUCUACCAGAAGAUCCUGUCCGGGAAGCUGGAGUUUCCGCGGCAUCUGGAUUUCUAUGUAAAGGACCUAAUCAAGAAGUUUCUGGUGAUUGAUCGGGCAAGAAGGCUUGGAAACAUGAAGAAUGGAGCUGAUGAUGUGAAGAAGCACAGAUGGUUUAAGUCAGUAGACUGGGAUUCUGUGCCCUGUAGAAAACUCAAGCCACCAAUAGUUCCCAAGGUAUCUCACGAGGGCGACACAUCUAACUUUGACACCUAUCCAGAGGAUGAGUGGAAGAAGGACACACCAGUACCAGCUAAGGAUCUGGAAAUUUUCAAGAACUUCUGAAAGAAUAGUCUUUUAAAUGAAUAAAAAGACAGGACUGUUAGAAGAUAAUGAUUUAGAGCUGACGUUUUUACAUAAUCAUUCAGGGGACGUUAAACGGUCAUAUUGCAUUAUUAUAAUAGGCAUGUCUUGCCUGCUUGUCCCUGAAUCCUGCACACUUGAGAAACAGAAACAGACUUCUGAUCAUCAUAAUCACGUUAAAACAUUUACCGAAGAAAACAGUUCAUCACUUCAGCAACUUGAUUCAACACUCUCUGCGUCUCUUAUAUUAUGCAAAAGUAAUGUUUUUAAAUAUCCUUUUAAAUAAGCAAUAUCAAGGUUCUGUUCAAGGUUCUUUUUGCUGGAUCAAGACGGCGUCUUCGCUUAUGACUCAACAUGUAUGGUCUUGGUUGUGUUAUGACUUUAUGUCUUGAAAAGCUUGCUGAAUUACAACGUUAAGCCUGACAAAUUUUCUUCAUCGAUUAUCUGAACUUGCUGUGUUGAUCCUUUCCUCCCACAUGGUACUGCUAUGUAAACUUCGUAACGUUAGGCCUGUUUCACACUGCACUCUCGAGCAAAAGGAAACAAAGCAAAAACGUAACUGCAGCAUUGUGCUUGUAUACUGGCAGCAUUUCUCCUGCAUAACAACUCAGCCAGUCUAAAAAGAAGUAUUUGGUCAGAGUAAAUAAUGCCAGUGCAUUUUAAAAUUGUUAUUUUUUAAAUAAUUACAACUACAGAAAAGUAUAGUCUGAAAUGUAAUUUACAUGUGAUUGCCAUAUUUACAUCCAAAAUGUCAUUAAUCUGCAGAACCCAAAUUUCAAACUUUAACGAUAAACUGUUUUAGUAAUUUGAAUUCAGUCAUAUUUUCUAAAAAGAAAGUGCUGCUUGUGUGUGUGUGGGUGUGUGUGUGUGUGUGUGUGUUUAGAUGUUAAGUCAAUAGUUUACUCCUAUGUUUUAUCUAAAUAAUGUAACCUGUUAAUAUUGUAUGUAAGCCCGUCAGAAAAAAGGCUUUGGUAAAUUAAUUUUUAAAUACUAAUUCAUAAUUAUGAGGGGAAAAAGGCGAAAUUAUUACUUAAAAAGUUAUAAUUUUGAGAUAAGUCCAGUUUAUUUGUCAUAAUUUCAAUUUAUAUCUCACUUUUUUGUGAUUAUAAUUUAAAAUUUGAGUCAUAUGACAUUUUUGACUUUUUUUAUUUAAAAUUUUGGUAACACGUUACAAGAUUCAUUAGUUAACAUUAGUUAACUACAUUAGUUAACAUGAACUAAGAAUGAACAAUACUGCUACAGCAUUUAAUAAUCUUAGUUUAUGUUAAUUUCAGCUUUUACUAAUACAUUAUUAUUAAUUUUAAAAUACUAAAUCAUAAUUAUGAGGGGAAAGGCAAAUUAUUACUUUAAAAGUUAGAAUUAUGAAAUAAGUUUGUCAUCAUUUCAAAUUUCAUGUCAUAAUUAUGACUAUAUCUCAAUUUAGAUAAAAAAGUCAUCAUUUCACACAAGUCACAAUUAGGAAAAAUUUGACUUGUCAUAACUUUAUGAUAUUUAGAAGUCAAAAUUGGAAUUUUUGUCAUUUAAAAUUUUGGUAACACUUUACAAUAAGAUUCAUUAGUUAACAUUAGUUAACUACAGUAGUUAACAUGAAUUAAGAAUGAACAAUACUUCUACAGCAUUUAUUAAUCUUAGUUAAUAUUAAUUUCAACAUUUACUGAUGCAUUAUUUAAAUCACAAGUUGUGUUUGUUAACAUGAGUUAAUGGUCUGUGAACUAACAUGAAAAAAAUGAACGACUGCAUUUUUAUUAACUAACAUGAACAAACAAUGGACGUACAUUUAUUACACUAUUUAUUAAUCUUUGUUAAUGUUAGUUAAUACAUUUACUAAUGUUAACAAAUGACACCUUAUUGUAAAGUGUUACCAUUUUUUUUAUUUUUUGCUAUUUAUUUUUUGUCAUUUGUAUUUUCAUCUCAAUUUCUACUUUUAUCUCAUAAUUUUAUCUUGUAACAACUUUUUGACAUUAUAUUUCAGAAUCAUGACUUGUACAAGUAAUAAUUUAGAAUUUUUUGUCAGAAUUUUGUUUACCAAAGCUUCCGUACACAUUGACCCCAAAAUAAGUGAGCACAGGAGUCGUCUGCAGUGUGAAACAGAUUGUGUUUUUGUGUUCUACUGUGCUGCUUUUUAAUUAUUUUUCUAUGUAAACAUGCAUUAGCAGACAUGUUUGACAAUGGCGCUGUCUUGCUUAUUUUUGUCUUAUGCAUCAGCACUACUUUAAGGCAAGUUUAAAACACUUCAAACAAGUACAACUUAUAAAAACAUGCCUUCUUUUCCAUUCAUCAGUGUUGCGGCUCUGCAGUUAGACAUUAUUGUUCAGCAUCUCAAGUUGACCUCAAAAGCGCAGUUUGUGUGAACGGCCCCAAGAAUCCAAAGAGCUUUUGAACACAUUCCUGCCAGGAUGUCAGUCUAAGAAACCAGGUGAAGUAGAGGUACAGUAGCACUUACCUAAUCAAACAUGACCUCACAAACCUGUAGCUAACUAAUAAAUUAGCAUUAACGCUUGUAUUAUGAGAUGCCUGUUCAUAUACUUUGGCUGUUGUGCUUUAUGAUGUUCUAUAUGUGUUUACUAAUUGGUUAAGUGCAUAAACAGUUUACUAGCCAGGUGUUUUCUAAAGUUGCCUUGCAUAUGGGGGUGAAUUUAGCAAACACAGUUUACAUUGCUUUGUAAUGCUACUUAAUUCACCUGAUCUCAUGACGAAAACGUACCUGUGGGAACUUUUUCGCAAGACGCGAAACACGUUCCAAUAGGUAUGUAUCACUGCAGUCUCCAACAGAAAUGAACACUGAAGCAUUCGCAAUCGUUUUCAUACACAGCUCCAUAUGUUUCGCUAACAGGUGUUGUGCCAAAUUCUGACCCCCACCAGAUUACUACCCCCUCCAAGUAUUGGUAGGUUUAGGUUUGUAGCGAUUCAUGUAGCGUUCAUGUAGCGAUUUCAACGAGAGGAUAAUAAUUUGGGUUGAAAAUGGGCACAACACGUGACAUAACAAGCUUGUUCGGUAGCUCAGCCAGCACGAAAUUGGACUUAGGAUGCGGAAUCCUUGGGUACGAAUCUCGUGAAAAAUAUCACUCACAAUGAAAGAGCUAAAAGAUAAGAGAUUUUUUUAAAAACAAGCUAAAAACAGCAUACUUGCGUUUGCAUUUUUACAUCGCAUGCACUUUUGUUCAUACUGUCGGGUAAGUUUUGGGUGUCUUGUAGACACGGUAUUUUGAAACGUCAUGGACCAUUAGAGUUAUAGCGCCACUCAACGGACAUUUCAAGUUAGAGCUGCAGUGACGCAUACAAAACCAACGUCACAUAAAAAAUACCAUACGUUCAUCUGUUCUGAAAAAAAAAAUCUCUUUUAGUGCCACUCAGGUUUAGGGUUAUGUGUGGGGGAAAGGUUCGGAUUACCCAAACACGUAGCGAUUUCAACGAGAGGGGGAAAUAAUUUGGCAAGGAGUCAAAAAUGAGCACAACACCUGACGUAAUAAGCUUGUUCGGUAGCUCAGCUGGCACAGAAUUAGACUUAGGCCGCGUGUCCACCAAAGUGUGCUGAACUCUGAGCGUCUGACACAACAAGCUUGCUCAGUAGCUCACCCGACACGGAAUUGGACUUACAGAAUCUUUGGGUACGAAUCCUGUGAAAAACAUGACUCGCGAUGAAAGCUGAAAUAUGAGAGAUCGAAAAACAUGCUAAAAUGGCAUGCUUGCGUUUGCUUUUUUACGUCACAUUUGUUUUUGGUUCAUAAUGUCGAGUAGGUUUAGGUGAAAUGCAGAUGCUGUGUUAUUUUAACCCGUAAAUGCAUGACUGUUUCACCAAUCAUUAUUACUUAUUCGUGUCUUUAGUGACCCGGAACUAUAUAUCCAGCACAGAUAGGAGGGGUCGAAAAUGAGCACAACACCUGAAAGAACAAGCUUGUUUGGUAGCUCAGCUGGCACUGAAUUUGACUUAGGAUGCGGAAUCAUUGGGUAUGAAUACCGUGAAAAACAUGACUCAUGAUGAAAGAGCUAAAAGAUGAAAGAUCAAGAAACAAGCUAAAACAACACAUUUGAUUUUUGUUUUGUUUUGUUUUGUUUUGUUCCAUAGUGCAGAUGGAAUGUUAUUUUAAAACGUCACAGAGUUAUAGCGCCACUCUUUUAGCGCCACUCAGGUUUAGUGUUAUGUGUGGGGGAGGGGUUAGGAUUAGGCAAUCAUGUAGUGAUUUUAAAAAAAUGAGCACAACACCUGACGUAACAAGCUGGUUCAGUGGCUCAGCUGGCACGGAAUUAGACUUAGGCCGCAUGUCCACCAAAGUGUGCUGAACUCUGAGCAUCUUUUUCUCACUGAACAUUCAGGUGUUUUUUUUUUCUCAGCGCCAAGAGUUGAAGAAUGUUCAACUUUGAGUAAAACACUCCGCUCAACGCUGUUACUUUCUACUCAGCCAACCAAUCAGAGCGAAAGAGGGGCGGGACUAAUAACGAUCAACCUGCUUGUACUUCAACUGAACAACAUUGGAGAAGUUAAUAUUGUUUGUUUUCAACUACUUAUGUCUUUACCAGAUGGAAAUACCAGACUACCAUACUAUUGUUACAAAAAAUAAUGCUUGGAAAAACAUUUCAAUUAGCAAUGCGUCUGCCAUUACUUAAGUGGAUAUUCUGUAUCAUAACAACCACAGCGUCUCAACGGGAAAACAAAUGCUGCGCUCUUAAGCACUCACAGCUGAGCAUUUUCAGCUGGCAAAAAACACUUUGGUGGACACGCAGCCUUAGAAAGCGGAAUCCUUGGGAAAAACAUGACUCACGAUGAAAGAGAUGAAAGAAAACAAGCCAAAAUGGCAUGCUUGCGAUUGCGUUUUUACGUCACAUUCACUUUUAUUUAUACUAUCAGGCAGGUUUAGAUGUAGUGCAGAUGGUACGUUAUUUUAAAACGUCAAGGAGCAUUAGAGUUAUAGCGCCACUCAACGGACAUUUCAAGACAGACCUGCGGUGACACGUACAAAACCACCGUCACAUAAAACGUACCAUAUGUACGUUUAUCUGUCACAGGGAAAUAAACAAACUCGCUUUUAGCGUCGAAUAUGUGAAGAAACGUACAUGGUGCUACAUAUUUCAGAUCUUGCGAGAAAGUUCCCACGGUUAUGUUUUCAUCAAGAGAUCAGGUAGUACUUAAUAUAUGUUUGGCGUUUAAAAGCCUUGCAUAAUGGAAAGAGAAGUGACUAUGGUGUGAAAUGCUUUAGAAAUGUAGCUACUGUGUGUAUGUUCAAACAAAUCUUCCAGUUUUUCUUAACUGCUUUUGUCUGAGGCGGUAAUCUGUCAUUGUAAAGUGUCUACUGGAAAUCAUUCAUUUGCUAUCAUUUCUUGAAAUGACUGUUCUUUUUAAAUUGCAAAUGCAGUUUUAUACUAAGGAAACCAACUUGCAGAUUUCAUAUGAACUUGACAGCUGUUACCAUCUUGAGGGUUUUUUUUUAUGUUACUGUUUGUUUGUUGUUCCCUGUGUGAAUAUUUUUGCUGUAUUCUAUUCUAUAUUUUUAGUGUGUUCUUUUUUUAUACUUGUUUGAGAAAAAAUAGUAUUUUAUAUUGUUUGCAACAGCAAAAAAAAAAAAAAAAAAAAAAACUAAAA
Messenger RNA from Labeo rohita (rohu), 7192 nucleotides. RefSeq names its product protein kinase X-linked (gene prkx). Gene Ontology annotation, biological process: protein phosphorylation. Bases 523 to 1596 code for a protein of 357 amino acids. The transcript is spliced from 8 exons. Gene Ontology annotation, molecular function: protein serine/threonine kinase activity; ATP binding. The record is from RefSeq and is a predicted model, not a curated record. Lineage: Eukaryota; Metazoa; Chordata; Actinopteri; Cypriniformes; Cyprinidae.